Messenger RNA from Paramacrobiotus metropolitanus, 884 nucleotides. RefSeq lists its product as uncharacterized. The coding region runs from base 312 to 848 and encodes 178 amino acids. Gene Ontology annotation, cellular component: SAGA complex; nuclear pore. The transcript has 4 exons. Gene Ontology annotation, biological process: mRNA export from nucleus; positive regulation of DNA-templated transcription. Gene Ontology annotation, molecular function: transcription coactivator activity. The record is from RefSeq and is a predicted model, not a curated record. NCBI's taxonomy places the organism in Eukaryota, Metazoa, Tardigrada, Eutardigrada, Parachela, Macrobiotidae.
CUGCUCGAAAACAGAAAACCAGAUAAAUGAUUUAUAAACUAAUAAACAUUUGUUUUUUGGUGUUCUGAUAUACCUACGUGUAGUUUUUUUUAUUCCAUUUUAAUUUUUACGAUGCAGAAUUUAUAAUUGCAUGAUGGUUACAGGGUAGCUAGCGUCUCUGCAGAACUGUGAAGCCAUUGGAUAUUUUGUCAUUUGGAUUUAAACUGCUUUUUGUUAAUUUAUAUCUCGCUUCGGAGCGUUUGUCUGGGAAGCCCUGAGCGCCCCCGAAUUGUGCCAGCUGGAUUGGGAUCGAUGAAGUAGGAAUUGUCGAUAUGAUGUCUGCCAAACGGCAUUCUCUGACGGAGACGAACGCGCCCGACAGCAGUCCCUCGCGAUCACGCAAGCGCCACGGUUCCCGCGACAGCUCCGCCGAACGCGAACGCGACGACGAUGACGACCACGACGAGCACGCCGCGCAUGCUAAACACCACAAAAAGGAACACCGUCCUUCCUCCCGCAAAGAGGCAUCGCCCGAUAAGGAAGCACAGCAGAUACCCGUCAGCGACAAGGAGAAACAAUUGGUUGACUGGGUGUCAUCGCGUCUGGAAGAGCAUGCUUGGUAUUCCACAGUCAAAGAUGCAUUUAAAAAUAAACUAGCCACUUAUCAGAGCGGGCAGCUGCUGCGACCGGAUCGAGUGGCGAAGGAUCUCAUCGAAGAAAUUGGGAACGGUCUCCGUUCUUCGGUUCCGGAUAAAAUCAAAAAAGACUUGUUGGAUGCGGUGAAGGAUUAUCUGCAAACGCAGCCGGAUAAAGUGCUCCGCCAACUGGAUGAGACGAAACGGCGCACGGUUUCCGCAAUUAAGCAGUGAACUCUUGUUGUUUAUCUCGACUCUCGACCAUGUCAU